CGGGGAGGGUGUCAGAGGAGGGAGAAGAGCGGCAGAUGGUCGGCGUGGACCCUGACGUGGGAAGCUCCGAAUUCUCCAAGUUCCCACAGCCAGAGUGCACCUGCCCUCCCCACUCUGUCACCCCGUCCUGCUCGCCUGGGCCUAUAUAAGAUCCGGGGUUGCUCGUCUAAGGCAUCAUUCGCUCACUAGCGUUUCGUUCCAAACCAACUCAGAAAGCACACAUUUUUCGAGUCUUCUCGAAUCAGACAUUACAUAUAAAAAUACACACGCUUUUUCCAAAAAAAGAAGAAGAAGAAGAAGAGUUCGAGUUUUGCCGCGAGUUCCAGUGAACAUCGGAUCGUGGAAAGGAGAGAGAGAGAGAGAGAGGGAAAGAGAAAGAUCGUAUUUAAAACCGGUUCAACCGAGUGUCUUCCUCGCACGAGACAAGGAGCAGAGCAAAGAUGGCCGCCGCCACUAUGAGCCACGUGUUCGAUUACGAGAACGAGCUGAACGAUAAUCUGUACAAUCUGAAGAUGUCGGGCAAAGGUACCACGACCCCGAAACGGGUGAGGAGCGUGUUGAGACCGAUUCUGAGGUUGUUGAAGAAGAGGACGAGCAGAGGGAAGGUUGGAGGGAAGGGGCAGAAGGCGAUGCCGCAGGUGGAGAUCUUCACCGAGGAGGUUGACAAUCAGAACAACGCCAACGAGGCGUUGGAGAGGAGAUUGUUGGCCGAGCUUCAGGACGCCGAGGAAGGGGCCGCUAUCACUGUCUGUUUGGACGGGCAGAUGACAGUUGUACCCGUUGUUCCUGGCCAGUGCUACGUGCCCGUACAUUUCGCGCACACCCACGCAGGGGACUUCUACUGGACGACCCUGAGCAUGACCGACAGUGAUCUGUGCUACAAGGAGCGCGCCUUCUCGCAGCAUCAGACACCUGAGAUGCAGGUUGCGUGAAGAGAUCAUCUCUGGUGUACACCUCACAUCUACCUCAACGAUGGAGAAAAAUCGAAAAUAAAACCUCGAUCUUGUCGAAGAG
Messenger RNA from Apis dorsata (giant honeybee), 1014 nucleotides. RefSeq lists its product as uncharacterized. The transcript has a single exon. The record is from RefSeq and is a predicted model, not a curated record. Bases 441 to 932 code for a protein of 163 amino acids. NCBI's taxonomy places the organism in Eukaryota, Metazoa, Arthropoda, Insecta, Hymenoptera, Apidae. Gene Ontology annotation, biological process: sensory organ development; Notch signaling pathway.